AUGCCCCUCCACCACUUGAUGUGCGGCACCUGGACCCCUCCAGGGGCCAUCUUCACCGUUGAGUUUGACGAUGAGGCUUUGACUCUGAAGCUCAUCAAGCGCACCGAGAUUCCUCACGAUGAGCCCAUCUCGUGGAUGGCCUUUGACCAUGCCAAGAAGAACCUCUACGGCGCUGCCAUGAAGAAAUGGUCCAGCUUCGCCGUCAAGAGCCCGACCGAGAUAGUCCACGAGGCGUCCCACCCCAUGGGUGGUGAUCCCCGUGCCAACGACGCAGACACCAACACCCGCGCCAUCUUCCUCCUGGCCGCCAAGCAGCCCCCUUACAACGUCUACUGCAAUCCCUUCUACAAGCACGCCGGCUACGGUAACGUCUUCAAUGUCUCCGACACGGGUGCCCUCAAGGACAAUGUCCAGAACUACCCCUACCAAGAAAACACCGGCAUCCACGGCAUGGUCUUUGACCCAACCGAGACCUACCUCUACUCGGCCGACUUGACUGCCAACAAGCUGUGGACUCACCGCAAGCUCCCCUCGGGAGAGGUCGAGCUCGUCGGCAGCGUCGAUGCCCCUGACGCUGGUGACCACCCUAGAUGGGUAGCUAUGCACCCCUCAGGCAACUACCUCUACGCCCUCAUGGAAGCCGGCAACCGCCUCUGCGAAUACGUCAUCGACCCCGCCACCCACCUCCCCGUCUACACCCACCACUCCUUCCCCUUGAUCCCCCCCGGAAUCCCCCAAAAGGACAAGGAAACCGGCAAGGGCCUCUACCGCGCCGACGUCGUCGCGCUGACCUUUUCUGGCAAGUACAUGUUUGCGUCGUCUCGGGCAAACAAGUUUGACCUUCAGGGGUACUGGUCUGCGUUCAAGCUGAGGGACUGCGGCUCGAUUGAGAAGCAGCUUGCGCUGAACCCCACGCCGACGAGCGGCGGUCAUUCCAACGCGGUGAGCCCGUGUGAUUUUAGCGAUGAGUGGGUUGCCAUCACGGAUGAUCAGGAGGGGUGGUUGGAGAUGUACAGGUGGCAGGAUGAGUAUUUGCAUAGGGUGGCGAGGGUGAGGAUUCCGGAGCCGGGGUUUGGGAUGAAUGCUAUUUGGUAUGAUUAG
Messenger RNA from Podospora anserina S mat+, 1101 nucleotides. RefSeq lists its product as uncharacterized. The record is from RefSeq and is a predicted model, not a curated record. The transcript is spliced from 4 exons. Gene Ontology annotation, molecular function: 6-phosphogluconolactonase activity; protein binding. Bases 1 to 1101 code for a protein of 366 amino acids. NCBI's taxonomy places the organism in Eukaryota, Fungi, Ascomycota, Sordariomycetes, Sordariales, Podosporaceae.